Messenger RNA from Larimichthys crocea (large yellow croaker), 2975 nucleotides. It is a transcript of the gene cnga3a, whose product is annotated as cyclic nucleotide gated channel subunit alpha 3a. The transcript is spliced from 9 exons. Gene Ontology annotation, molecular function: intracellularly cAMP-activated cation channel activity; intracellularly cGMP-activated cation channel activity; cGMP binding. NCBI's taxonomy places the organism in Eukaryota, Metazoa, Chordata, Actinopteri, Sciaenidae. The coding region runs from base 262 to 2538 and encodes 758 amino acids. Gene Ontology annotation, cellular component: intracellular cyclic nucleotide activated cation channel complex; plasma membrane. Gene Ontology annotation, biological process: monoatomic cation transmembrane transport. The record is from RefSeq and is a predicted model, not a curated record.
GCUCAGUCACUCCUCACUGCCUUCAUCCAGCAGAGCCGCUGAAACCAGCAAUGACCAGCCGGCGUCGAUAUUUUUGGUGACGCUGCACUGGGACAAAAAAAGGGAUCGGAAAUAUUCUCGUGGAGAUCAGAAACAGAUCACAUUUAUGUUUUAAAGAUGGGAUUAUAUGGAAGCAAACAGAGGGGAAUCGCUGGUUUGGUCGGUUUACAAAACUCAGUGUGAGAAGGCGUCAAACAGGCCAGCAGAGCUGGACAGGACAACAUGGCAAAAGUCUGCAGUGAGAAGUCCCUUUUAACCAGACAACGUUUGUCCAGCAACACACCUGAUGAAGAGCUGGCUGUCAUUGAAAAUGGAGACAGCAGGGCUCACUCUCUUGUCUCUUGUGAAGACAUCUCUGAGAGAGGACUGUCUUCAGAGUCCCACAGGGGCUCAUUUAGAGGUGCUGGGGCAAUGGCCAGGCUCUCUUACUUCUUCUUCAUGCUGUGGAACUGGACGUCUCACAGAGCGAACCCUGCAGCAGAAGAGAGACAUGACUCUUUCCUGGAGCGCUUCAGAGGCCCUGAGCUCAAAGACAUCUCCAGUCGAGAGAGCAAUGCCCAGUCUGUGGGCCAGAACGACACAAUCCGUAAGAGAAAUCUUGCCAGUAAGUGGCCGCUAGCUACUUACAACAUGAAUAACUGCAACAACACAGACGACAAAAAAGAGGACAAAAAAGAGGAGAUUAAAAAAGAUGAGAAAAAAGAGGAGGAGAAAAAAGACGGGGAGAAGAAAGACGAGAAGAAAGACGAGAAGAAGGACGAGAAGAAAGACGAGAAGAAGGAUGAGAAGAAAGACGAGAAGAAAGACGAGAAGAAGGACGAGAAGAAGGACGAGAAGAAAGAUGACAAGAAGAAAGAUGAUAAAAAAGAUGAUAAAAAGAAAGAGGCGCCACCGAAAGAAAUCUGGAUUAUGGAUCCAGCCGCAGACCAGUACUACAGAUGGCUGUCCAUCAUCGCAGCCCCGGUAUUUUAUAACCUGAUGAUGAUUGUGACAAGAGCCUGUUUUAAUGAACUCCAGGACACAUACACAACCCUCUGGAUAGUCUUGGACUAUGGCUCAGAUGCGCUCUACCUUGCAGACACAUUUGUCAGAUCAAGAACAGGUUAUCUGGAACAAGGUCUGCUGGUAAAAGAUGCCAAAAAACUGAGAAGUAAAUACAGAACAACAUCUCAGUUCAAAUACGAUAUGAUCUCAAUGAUACCCACUGAUCUGCUGUUUCUGAAAUUUGGAUUCAACAACCCGGAGUUCAGAUUCAACCGUCUUUGCAAAAUAUCGAGGCUUUUUGAGUUCUUCGAGCGGACUGAAACCAGAACCAGCUUCCCAAACGUACUUCGUAUCAGCAAUCUCGUACUUUACAUCCUUGUUAUUAUCCACUGGAAUGCGUGUAUGUUCUUUGCCAUUUCGAAAACCAUUGGUUUUGGAUCUGACACGUGGGUAUAUCCCAAUAUCAGCCACCCGGAGUAUGGUCGUUUGGCCAGAAAGUACAUCUACUCCUUGUAUUGGUCCACACUAACCCUCACUACCAUUGGAGAGACACCUCCACCAGUCAAGGAUGUUGAAUUCCUCUUUGUCAUUUCCGACUUCCUCACCGGUGUAUUGAUCUUUGCUAGUAUUGUCGGUAAUGUUGGUGCCAUGAUCUCCAACAUGAAUGCCUCUCGUGCUGAGUUCCAGGCGAAGAUCGACUCCAUAAAGCAGUACAUGCAGUUUCGAAAGGUCACCAAAGACCUGGAGGCCAGAGUCAUCAAAUGGUUUGACUACCUGUGGACUGAGAAGAAGACCUGUGAUGAGAAGGAAGUCUUGAAGAACCUCCCAGACAAGCUCAGGGCUGAGAUUGCCAUCAACGUCCAUUUGGAUACCCUGAAAAAAGUGCGUAUUUUCCAAGAUUGUGAAGCCGGGCUGCUGAUUGAAUUGGUGCUGAAGCUGCAGCCACAGGUGUUUAGUCCUGGAGAUUACAUUUGUAAGAAGGGAGAUAUUGGCAGGGAGAUGUACAUCAUCAAGGAAGGGAAGCUAGCCGUGGUGGCUGAUGAUGGAGUUACUCAGUUUGUAGUGCUUAGUGAUGGCGCAUACUUUGGAGAAAUCAGUAUCUUGGGUAUCAAGGGCAGUAAAGCUGGCAACAGGAGAACAGCCAACAUCAGAAGCGUAGGCUACUCUGAUCUCUUUGCCCUGUCCAAGGACGACUUGAUGGAAGCUCUCACUGAGUAUCCAGAUGCCAAAAAAGCUCUGGAGGAGAAGGGGAAAGCCAUUCUGAUGAAAGACAACCUGAUUGAUGAGGCAGUCGCCAACGCCGGUGCCGACCCCAAAGACAUAGAGGAGAAGAUUAUCAAACUACAGGGCAAUCUGGACGACAUGCAGACCAAGUUCGCGAGGCUGAUGGCGGAGUUAACGUCCAGCCAGACGAGGAUGAAGAAGAGGGUGACUGAGAUGGAGGCCAAAGUGAAAUCCGUACGACCAGAGGACCUGACAGAAGUGGUAGCCGACAAAGACAAAAAAGUGCAGUAAUCUGAGAGACGCCCGAGAACUUUACCAGAAACAAAGGGAUUUUUUUCAUUUAGAAUAGUAGUGACACUUUUCAAAGGCCCAUGUUUAUAUCUAUUUAUACAUCUGUUUCUUGUCAUCAUAACGUGUCAAAUUGUGUACAGUGUAUACAGAAAAUACCUUUAUCUUUUUUGUGUGUACGCUAUGAUCGACUACCUGAGUAUAUUGAUCAGAAGCACUCAUGUAUGCAAAGAAAACUGGCUUUUCAUAGCCUUAGAAUAUUGAGGAAUGAUUUUUUUUGAUCAGUAUUGACAGAAAAUAUGUUGAUCAACCUGUGAAGUAUGAACUACAAUACAUAAUAAUGCAGCUGCAAUAUCCAUUUGAUACUGUAUGUGAGUGUACAAACCCAAAUUCAGUUUUGUUUAUAAGUUAUCGGCAUACACUAUCAGUUGUAAAUUGCA